This is a messenger RNA of Humulus lupulus (European hop), 2099 nucleotides long. RefSeq names its product trans-cinnamate 4-monooxygenase. Lineage: Eukaryota; Viridiplantae; Streptophyta; Magnoliopsida; Rosales; Cannabaceae. The transcript is spliced from 3 exons. Gene Ontology annotation, molecular function: trans-cinnamate 4-monooxygenase activity; heme binding; iron ion binding. Bases 356 to 1873 code for a protein of 505 amino acids. The record is from RefSeq and is a predicted model, not a curated record. Gene Ontology annotation, biological process: lignin metabolic process.
UUCAUUUACCAACUUGCUUUAUCUUCACCUACUACCUCUCCUCCAUGCCCCCGGCAAAAAUGUUGAAAAUUAUCCCUAACCAAACACCAUCCAUUCGCUGUCAGAAACUUUAACGCCGUUAAGUCUAGCGUGACGACCGUCACUCAUCACCAACUCCCGCGUCAAACACACGACCACACGAUUCACCUAACGCUGAGCCGUCAAACCACACCUUCCUGUUCCUUCCUCAACCAAAGCUCUACUAUAAAAACCCGUAUACCCACCGAAAAUCGAAACCAAAACAAAACUCAAACCUAACUCUCUCACUCUCUCUCGUCAUCCUCUUAUUGAGUGCCCACCUUCCUCAUCCUGCGCCAUGGAUCUCCUCCUCUUGGAGAAGACCCUCAUAGCUCUCUUUGUAGCUGUGGUUCUCGCCAUAGCCAUCGCAAAGAUCCGGGGCAAGAAGUUCAAGCUCCCACCCGGACCUAUACCCGUACCCGUAUUUGGAAACUGGCUCCAAGUCGGUGAUGACUUGAACCACCGGAACCUGACCGACAUGGCCAAGAAAUUCGGCGACAUUUUCUUGCUUCGAAUGGGACAGAGGAACCUCGUGGUGGUUUCUUCCCCGGAGCUAGCUAAAGAGGUUCUCCAUACCCAGGGAGUGGAGUUCGGAUCCAGGACCCGAAACGUGGUGUUCGACAUCUUCACCGGUAAGGGUCAGGAUAUGGUGUUCACAGUGUACGGUGAGCACUGGAGAAAGAUGAGGAGAAUCAUGACCGUUCCUUUCUUCACCAACAAGGUUGUUCAGCAGUACCGGUUCGGCUGGGAAUCCGAGGCCGGUAGCGUGGUUGAUGACGUGAAGAAGAACCCCGAGUCGGCCACAAACGGCAUCGUUUUGAGGAGGCGGUUACAGCUUAUGAUGUACAACAACAUGUACCGGAUCAUGUUCGACAGGAGAUUCGACAGCGAGGAUGACCCGCUUUUCGUUAAACUCAAGGCUUUGAACGGUGAGAGGAGUAGACUGGCCCAGAGCUUCGAGUACAACUACGGUGACUUUAUUCCCAUCUUGAGACCAUUUUUGAGAGGUUACUUGAAGAUCUGUAAGGAAGUGAAACAAAAAAGGAUUCAGCUUUUCAAGGACUAUUUCGUUGACGAGAGGAAGAAAUUAUCUAGCACCAAGAGUUCGGACAACGAAGGAUUGAAAUGCGCCAUUGACCAUAUUCUUGAAGCUCAACAAAAGGGUGAAAUCAACGAGGACAACGUUCUUUACAUUGUUGAGAACAUUAAUGUUGCUGCUAUCGAAACAACAUUGUGGUCAAUUGAAUGGGGUAUUGCGGAGCUUGUGAACCACCCCGAGAUCCAGAAGAAGCUAAGGAUUGAGCUCGACACUGUGCUGGGACCCGGCGUUCAGAUCACCGAGCCAGACAUGCACAAGCUACCUUACCUUAAUGCCGUGAUCAAGGAGACACUGCGUCUACGCAUGGCGAUCCCACUCCUUGUGCCCCACAUGAACCUCAACCAGGCCAAGCUCGGCGGCUACGACAUUCCAGCCGAGAGCAAGAUACUGGUUAACGCAUGGUGGCUGGCCAACGACCCCGCCCACUGGAAGAAGCCAGAAGAGUUCAGGCCCGAGAGGUUCUUCGAGGAAGAGUCUAAGGUGGAGGCCAAUGGCAAUGACUUUAGGUUCCUCCCCUUCGGAGUUGGAAGAAGGAGCUGCCCUGGUAUCAUUCUUGCUUUGCCAAUUCUUGGCAUCACUAUUGGACGUUUGGUGCAGAACUUCGAGCUCUUGCCACCAGCGGGACAGACCAAGAUCGAUACGGCGGAGAAAGGUGGACAGUUUAGCUUGCACAUAUUGAAGCACUCCACCAUUGUUUUGAAGCCAAGAUCAUUUUAGAUUUUAUUUAUUCAAGUGUCCCUUUACUCUUACUUUUCUGAUCAUCAAUUUUCUUUUCUUCUUGUGUGUUAAAGUGAAGCAUUUUGUCAAAUUGAACAUUAAGUUUUCCAAGCUGAAAGUUGCUUAAUAUGAAUGUGACAUAUUUUGGGCUGUAACAAUGUAAAUUUGUUGAAACUCAAACAAUAGUUUCUUUAAUAAGUGAUUAUCGAACAUUUUUCCGGGUUAA